Molecule: messenger RNA, 2052 nt
Organism: Vicia villosa (hairy vetch)
Lineage: Eukaryota; Viridiplantae; Streptophyta; Magnoliopsida; Fabales; Fabaceae
Exons: 1
Coding region: 1-2052 (683 amino acids)
Source: RefSeq, a predicted model, not a curated record
AUGGAGCACUCUACCAACUGUGAUUCACCUUGUAAUGGACAGAGUGUAGGGGUGAUCCCAAAUCAGAUGACUACCGAGCUGAAAUGUGACCUUCAACCAAUCAAUAUUGAUUCGAUUUCUUGCUCUGACUCUGAUGCUAGCUCUGUGGUUUCUAUAAAGGAGGGUUGUGGAUCACCUAUGUCAUCAUGGGCUUCCGAUCCCGAAACUGAUAUCUCAUCUGUGACCAGUUGUCAUGUAAUGCCUGAUGAAUCCCUUCAGGAUGUUGACCUUGAAGGAAACUAUCCUGAUUUGGAAGGAGAAAACCAGUUCGUCGGUGUGGAAAACAAUGAUGAUGGUUUCUCGUGGGAGAUGGACAAUAGAAGUUAUGAAGAGUUGCUCAAAAAGUUCAUUGAAAAGGAGGAAGAGUUAAGAGUUUCCAAUUUUAAGCUUCAUCUUUCGGAACAAGAGAUUGUAGGGUUGAAAGUUCAAGCUGAGAAGAGAGAGAGUCAGAUUAAUGAUAUGCAUGAAAAAUUGGAGCUGAAAGAGGAUGAGUUGUAUGAACAAAAAGAGCUUUUGGAUAAAGAGAUUUUCAAGUUGAAGAAUCGAAUUAGAGAAAGUGGAAGUCAACUUGAUGAUGUGCGCGGAGAAUUAAAUCUGAAAAAGGGCCAGCUUGAUAGUGUGCACAGAGAAUUAAAGCUGAAGAAUGCUCAGCUUUUUAUGAUGCGUGAAAAGUUGAAGCUGGACUUGAAACAUGUUCAACUUGAUUAUGAGAGCGAAUUAAAUUUGAAAAACGGUGAUCUUGAUAAAAUGCGGGAAGAGUUGUUGCUGAAAAAGCAUCAGCUUGAUAAUGUCCGUGAAGAAUUGAAGCAGAAAGUGAAGGAGCUGAAUGAACAAAAGGAGCUUUCGAAAGAAGAGAUUUUCAAGUUGAAGACUCAACUUAUAGAAAGUGAGAAUCAACUUGAAAAUAUGCUGGAAGAAUUGGAGCUGAAAGCAGAUGAGCUUGAUAAUGUCCGCGAUGAAUUGAAGCUGAAAGCGGAAGAGUUGAAUGAGCAAAAGGAACUUUCGAAUGAAGAGAUUUUUAAGUUGAAGACUCAAAUUACAGAAAGUGAGAAUCGACUCGAAAGUGUGCGCGAAGAAUUGAGUCUGAAAAAAGAGGAGCUGCAAAAACAAACUGAUGAGUUGGAUAUUCAUAUAUCAGAAUUUGCCAACAAGAUUACAGAUUUGAUGGAACAACUUAAGGCGGCUCAAAAGAAGGAGAAGAUUUCAAAAAAUGAAGUCGCAAAUUUAAGAGAGGAACUUGAUAGUAAGUCAUCUAUGAUUCAUCAGUUGCAAUGUCAGAUUAAAGAGGCAAAGGAAAAUCGUGCUGCAUUAGAAUGCAACAUAGAAGCCUUGGUUUUAAAUAAAGAGGAGAAUGACAUUAACCACGAGGAGGAGUUGAGAAAAUUGAAUCAGACACUGCUUGAUUCUCAGGUUAUGUUCUCCUGGGAGAGAGAAAAGAUGGAUGCUGAUAUUGCAAGAUUGUCAAAACUGAGAAAACAAUUGACCUCUAAACUGGAGGAAUUCGAGAGUAGAAACAAGGAGUUAGAAAAAAAAGUAAUGCUACACGGAGCUGAAAAAUCGAGUCAGAAUAAGCUGCAUUAUGCCGAAGUAAAACUUUUGCAAAACGAAAUCAGUUGUUUGAAGAAAGAACUUGGUGAAAGGAUGAAUGAUGCAAAAGCUGCGAAUAUGGAAUCAAACAAGGUAAGGAUUGAAAUAAAUGAAGCCAAUGGCAAGAUUGAUAAGCUUAAGACUGAGAUAUGCUCGCGGGGCGAUCAAAUAUCACAUAUGAAGAAUCAUAUAGACGAGCUGAACACGUCACUGAAGGAGCUGGAAGUCCACUAUAGAACUAAAGUGAAUGAUGAAAAUAAGCUGAUAAUGCGAGUUGAAGAACUUGAAAAAGAGGUGAGUAAACAGAAUGUUGUGAUCUCAGAAAAGGCUGCAGAAAAGCCUGGGGAGAAGAAGGAGGCAGUUAAGCAACUAUGGAAUUCACUUGAGUACAAUUGGAGUGGAUACAGUGACAUAUUCAAGCGUUGA